Molecule: messenger RNA, 2896 nt
Organism: Phalacrocorax carbo (great cormorant)
Lineage: Eukaryota; Metazoa; Chordata; Aves; Suliformes; Phalacrocoracidae
Source: RefSeq, a predicted model, not a curated record
GGGUUUCAGACUGUUCAGGACAAACUGGAUGGAACAGGGGAAGAAGGAAUGCCUGCAGAUGGUAUUCUUGUGCCAGUCCUGUAAUAAUGAUUUCAAUCUGCAAACCAGAAAUGCUUUUAAAAGAACAUUAUUGUUCACAUCAAUGACUUGCAGAUGGCAAGGUACAUCACAGAACGUCUGGGAUAAGGUCACAUGGGUAGUUGUUGCUCUGGGAGGAAGAUCUACUUUUGGUUUCUGCAUGUCAGAACCUCACUUUUAUGUUAUGCUGCUUUGCAUAGUGCUUGAAUGCAGACUUGCUCCUUUUUUGUAUCUGCAAUAAAGCUAGGUGAAAGCACGUUCAAAUUUUUUAAUUGUUUUAAUGGCAAUGGCUAUUCAUGUUAAGAGAGCAGAGUCUGUGUGUCCCACUGAAGGCAAAAGGAUUUCUCUAGGGAAGGGUUCAAGGCUGAUUCAGGAGCGUGAAGAACUGCUGGUCCAGAAAAACACCCGCUUUAGGAAUAGUGUCCUGUUAAUUCACUCGGGAUUGCCUGCUUGCUGAGCUAAUUUAUUAGACAACAUGCCCUUGCGAAGUUCUGGCAAGUUGAGCAUGGAGACCAGAAAAGAAGAUGGUGAGAGCACAGCACCUGCCCCUCCGCAGAAGAAGCUGUCCUGUCAGUGCCACCACCAUUGUCCUGAGGACUCAGUCAACAGCACCUGCAGCACUGAUGGCUACUGCUUCACCAUAAUAGAAGAAGAUGAGUCUGGUGGACAUUUAGUCACCAAGGGAUGUCUUGGAUUAGAGGGCUCAGACUUCCAGUGUCGGGACACUCCUAUUCCACACCAAAGAAGAUCUAUUGAAUGUUGCACAGGCCAAGAUUACUGUAACAAACACCUUCACCCUACGCUGCCACCACUGAAAAAUCGAGACUUUGCUGAAGGAAACAUUCACCAUAAAGCCCUGCUGAUCUCGGUGACUGUUUGCAGUAUACUUCUGGUGCUUAUCAUCAUAUUCUGCUACUUCAGGUACAAACGCCAAGAGACGAGGCCCCGCUACAGCAUCGGGCUGGAGCAGGAUGAGACCUACAUUCCUCCUGGAGAGUCCCUGAAGGAUUUGAUUGAGCAGUCCCAGAGCUCAGGGAGCGGCUCCGGGCUCCCUCUCCUGGUUCAAAGGACCAUCGCAAAGCAGAUUCAGAUGGUAAAGCAGAUUGGAAAAGGUCGCUAUGGAGAAGUCUGGAUGGGAAAGUGGCGUGGCGAAAAGGUAGCCGUGAAAGUGUUUUUUACCACAGAAGAGGCCAGCUGGUUCAGAGAAACAGAAAUCUACCAGACUGUCCUGAUGAGGCAUGAAAAUAUUCUUGGAUUCAUUGCUGCAGACAUUAAAGGUACAGGAUCUUGGACCCAGCUGUAUCUCAUCACCGACUACCAUGAGAAUGGCUCGCUUUAUGAUUAUCUAAAAUCUACUACCUUGGACACAAAAGCCAUGCUAAAACUGGCUUACUCCUCCGUCAGUGGCUUGUGCCACCUCCACACUGAGAUCUUCAGUACUCAGGGCAAACCCGCUAUUGCCCACCGUGACCUAAAAAGUAAGAAUAUCCUGGUGAAAAAGAACGGCACCUGCUGUAUAGCAGAUUUGGGCUUGGCUGUUAAAUUUAUCAGUGAUACAAACGAGGUAGACAUACCUCCAAAUACCCGUGUAGGAACAAAACGCUAUAUGCCUCCUGAGGUGCUGGAUGAAAGCUUGAAUAGAAAUCACUUUCAGUCGUACAUCAUGGCUGAUAUGUACAGUUUUGGACUCAUCCUUUGGGAGGUAGCAAGGAGAUGCGUUUCAGGAGGAAUAGUUGAGGAAUACCAGCUUCCGUACCACGACCUGGUGCCCAGCGACCCUUCGUAUGAGGACAUGCGGGAGAUUGUGUGCAUCAAGAGACUACGCCCUUCAUUUCCCAACAGAUGGAGCAGUGAUGAGUGCCUACGGCAGAUGGGGAAGCUGAUGAUGGAGUGCUGGGCUCACAACCCCGCCUCCCGGCUCACAGCCCUGCGGGUCAAGAAAACACUUGCCAAAAUGUCAGAGUCGCAGGACAUUAAACUUUGACUUGGCUGGAGGCAGCUCUCAUGAAGGCCCAUGGAAACGGACUUUCUCGUGCAGGCAGAAGUCCUGAAGAGGUAUUGGAAGUCUUUGGUAAUAAGUACCUUGAAUCCAGUCAUGCUUAAAAACAGCUGUAAGUUUGUUUGACAGAUUUUGAGACUAUCCUUUGCAAAAAUCAGCUGAAUUUUGACAUACAAGAUCGGAAGAGGCUUGUCUGCCCUUGUUUACAUGGGGAAAUACAGUUUUAGUAACUGGUUUAAGAUUAUGCAUGUUGCUUUCCAUGAAAGCCACUUAUUAUUUUAUUAUUAUUAUUGUUAUUAUUAUUAUUUUGAUUGUUUAAAAAGAUACUGCUUUAAAUUUUAUGAAAAUAAAACUUUUGGUUAGAAGUAAAAAAGAUGUAUAUUGUUACAUUAAAAAAAAAUUGGAAGAAACUAUGCUGAAAAUGAAAGCAAAGUGACUUUUUCAUUUAUAAAGAGACUAUUGCACUCCAGCAUUUACAACAAAAGAAAAAAAAAAAAAGGAGAGAGGGUCUGCGUAGGAGCUGUAGUGGAAACUGUCUUAAAAGCCGUCUGCUUGCGGAGAUGACUUUCCAUAGCCCUGCCCCUGUGAGCAGUUCUCUCAGCAUAGAGAUGGAGCCCAGUUAUGUCCCUGUCAUCACUGGCUUGGGCAGCCGGGUUCCUGCGGGUGGCCUGUCCCAGGGAAGGUUAUACUUUGUUUACUGGGAGCCGUAUCAAUAUGGUUCAAUGUGACUUGCUUGUUUGAGGAAGCUUUUCACGUUUCCGGGAAAUCUGAUGGGUGUGAUACCAGGAUGAAGGCAAACAAAUGCCCCUUUUUUUGUCU